Messenger RNA from Pleurotus ostreatus (oyster mushroom), 8457 nucleotides. RefSeq lists its product as uncharacterized. The coding region runs from base 1 to 8457 and encodes 2818 amino acids. NCBI's taxonomy places the organism in Eukaryota, Fungi, Basidiomycota, Agaricomycetes, Agaricales, Pleurotaceae. The transcript is spliced from 13 exons. The record is from RefSeq and is a predicted model, not a curated record.
AUGCUCAAGUUUGUUUUGGUCGCCGGUCUCGUUGGCACCUGGGCCGCCCCAGUGAAGGAUGGUCUGGUCCCGAGGCAAGACGGCUCCUCCCUUGAAGACGAUAUUUUGGGACUUUCGAAUCUUGAUGAAGACCCGAACCUCUGGUCUGCGUUUUAUUGCGAGGGUGCCAACUAUGUGGGACAAUGCAUAACUCAGCAAUAUUCCAGUGGGGAGUGCACGCCCAUUGAACCUCCGCUUUGCGAGAACGUUCUGAGCUUCUUAGCAACGUCAAGCAAUUAUAGGGGUGAUGAUUGCACGGGGUCUGCUAUUCCAAUCUACUCGUCUGCGCAGGAUCUCCACGCAUUUAGGAAGACGAACAGCUACAGGUGCGGGUUGUCGAAUGCUCAAGUUGCUGCUCAACUCGCCACGACUCCAACCACGCCUGCUGCUCACUCCCGUGCUUCGGCUCCUCGGCUCUCUCUCACCUCGACGGAGACUGCAACGGUCGCUUCUGCACAGUCCUUCAAGGAGACUAGUAUCGUCGAUGCCCACGAGUCCCUUCAUGCGGCCGCUGUUACAUCUACUGUAGAAGUUGUCCCUCCUCCUAGUGAAUCCUCGAGUUCACGUAUGGAUGGCACACCUUCUACUGCAACUGCAAGGACUGUGACGAGCUCUGUGUCAAUCCCAUCCAUCUCUUCUACUGAUCGGCAUCGUCACCAUCGGCAUCCCAAGUAUGUCACAGUAACUGAGACAGCCACUCGUGUAGUUGACGCAUACAUUGCUCCUACGGAAACUGCGGCUCCCUCAUCGGUCACUAAUAAUCCAAGUUACGCAGAAACGAGGGAAGCCGCCCCUUCGCCGACCAGGGCUACGAAUACGGAAAUUGCAGCCACGUUUACACCGUCUCAUCGUCAUCACCACCGUCUCCCUAAGCAUGUAACAGUGACGGAAACAGCUACUCGCACCCUUGAUGCAUACAUCAUGCCCUCAGCGACACUCUCCGAGCAAACACUUGACAAAGUAUCGGUAGCUCCAGGAGUACCGGCGACGUCGACUUUGGCGGAUGCCCAGCCCCUCCCACUUGUGAGUUCGAGCGUUGGACCCCCAGCCUUGGAGGCUUCGGAGACGAGCCACGCCCCCACCGCACCUAGUUCCACAUCCUUGAUUCCAAGCGUGCACCAUGUAGCGGACGCUGCCGUACCAACGGUAUCAUUGCCCAAUACUCCGCCUUCUUCACCUUCCGCUUCUGUAAUCUCUCACACAGAAUCCAUCAGCCACCCGACUGUCGGUUCGGAAAACACAUCUGAAACCCCAUCUUCAACGAGCGACUCUGUCACACACACCUCGACGGGUUUAUCCUCUCCGCCUGAAGGGACAGGAGUGGUUAGCGGUCAUCAGACCAAGCCGCUAGUCGGCCAACCCAAGGGAGGAUCAGGCAUCGCAGGGGCUCCAGAACCAACGCAGUUACACGAUAUUGUACCCUCUCAAGCUUCUCCAGCGAUCCCGUUGCCCAUUCCAUCAGCCUUGACGACUCCCAUCGCUGACAAGCAAAGCGCCGCACUCCCUUCAGUAGAGCAUACUUUCACAGGAGUAGUAUCACUGGAUGGUACUCCCACAGCUUCGGUUUCGGCAAAGCCAGUAGGGCACGGCGAAACUGUGAACAACGUAACGCCUGUGCAAACCACUUCCCUCCCAACCCCUACACCGGAAACUACUGAACGUCCACCGUCUUCGGGCACGCCAAAUAAUCAUGCCGACGAUCUGCCACGCAGCUACGUGACCGCCCAUGAAACGCCGCUUACCAGCGCAGCGUUCUCACCAACGAGUGCAUUUGUUGAUGAUCAUACGUCUCCUACUGUCACCGCCCAUGCUACUGCUUCAGUCGAAGCGCUUGUAUCUGCCCCCUCGUCUAGUGAUAAUGUUGCACCUCCCACUCCCGCCUCUACCUCUACCACUCCUGCGUCCACUGAGGCACCUAUAAUACCCCCGGCGUUGAAUAAAGGGGGCUCCACUCUCCACGCUGUUCUCACAACUGACCAAGUCACCGAGGAUGUGAAGACGACGGACGCUCACCGGAUCGCAACUCCGACCAUAACUUCGAUCUUAACUGCUUCCACUCGCAACAAUGAAGGUCUUAGAGGAUCUCACGAGGACGGCCAUAGCCAUUUACCAGUAGACAGCAGCGCUACGAUCGCGGAAGUCCCCCCCACCGCAUCUUCCGAUAUCCUCCUCAAAGAAUCCGUUACUACCAGCGUCCAUCCAGCGCUGACGACCGCGUUCUCUUCCUCCUUGAAAUUGCCGGUAGACAGCAGCACCACAAUCGAGAACCUUCCUCCGGUCUCCUCUUCUGGUGUAAUACUUAAGGGACCCGCCUCUGUCAUCGAUAGCGUCUAUGCUGCGUCGACAACCCCAUUUUCUUCGUCCUUGCAGGCGCCGUUGCCUAUCUCAUCCCCAACCCAAUUCUCUCAUGUGGCGGCAGAUGCUAGUACCUAUCAUGAUACCGUAUCAAGCGCUCUUGCAACCCCUAGCUCCUCGUCAAUACAGGCUCCAGAAAGAGAAGGCCCUGCAACGGUAACGACUCACGAGGUUACGGUCCCAGAUGCCCCGUCUUUAACAUCAUCGGACCUGCCGUCGACCUCAACGGUAUCUCACGCCUCCUCUCCAGCCACGGGUGCUAGUGCUGUUGCAGCCCAAAUACCCUCUCCCCAUACCUCCUCCACACAUCUUUCUGUUCCAGCAGCAGCAACGCCACCACCUCGUUCCUCCGAAGAUGAAUUACUCGCGACGGUGACAAUACACCGGGUUACAUCGCUUGGAGCCGCCUCAACUCACGUUCCUACGUCCGUUUCUGCAGGCUCAACGCCAAACACAUCUCUUUUAGUCAAGGAGGUGGGUGCCACAAGUGUGACUGUAGGCGCUUCAAGCACACUGAGUGCCCCAUCGUCGAUUGGGCCACCUGCAGUCAUUGAGGCAACUCAUGUUACCUACGAUGCGCCUUCGGCAGCCUCCUCUCUUUCGGCGACUCCUUCCGUCGCAAGCCACACGGAUUACGAUGGAGUUGCCUCUGCCACCAUCGACCAAAAUAUCGGCGGAGACCCUACCCCAGCGGCCCAACGGGCGUCAGUAGUGUCUCCUUUCACCUCGGCAGCAAGUGAUACUCGCGUCCCAAAUGCACCUUCACCUACCGAAGAGCCUGCUUCGUCACCUGCAACCACCAGAACGACCCAGCCAGAGGGCGAGACAGUUAAUAUUACUGUCGGCCGUACCACACUUCUGGGACCCAUCGCUACAUCUACAACGGCAAGCCAAGUUAUUAGCACCGCUAAGGUAUUACCAAUAGUAAAUCCAUCUAAGUCGCGCUCGACAUUAGCAAAUGAUGGUGGAGGGUUUACAUCGACAUUACCUUCAGACAAGGGAUCUAUAGCUACCGCCCCUCCGACCCCUACUAGUACCGACCGCGUCGCCUCUCGCCCGUCUUCUCUAAUCAGUCCUAUCCCUGAAGUGCACGCCAGCGACAAGGGACCUAGCUAUGCAACAAUACACGAACAUACUUCUUUUGGAUCCGCAGAGACUUCGCCGGGUUCCAUUCAGGCCACGCCUGCACCCGUAUUGCACCUCGCAAGUCAUAAAGGUCAUGCCAUAGACAAUGAAGCAACUGUGUAUGCGACUGUUACUUCGUCCACUCUGAUCGCAUCCAACUCGGCUGCGCCAACAACGAUCCCCGAGUUGUCUCCGGAAGCCCUUGCAACAGGGAAGUUGCGCCAUGUCAGCAACGGCGGUGCGGACGUGACCUCAGCUCCUAUGGCCCCUGAAGAGACUACAGUUCAUCAGCCGACCUCGAUCACAGCGUCUUCUACUCUUUCAGCUCCCAAAGUUUUGGGCGCGCCAUCUUCUGGAGUACUUGAUGGAUCGAUACAACUUAACUCAGGCACCGGCGCCGCUCACUCUACAACACUACUGUCACCCGUUACCACCCCAAUAUCUUCGUCUGUUUCUACUAGUACCCCAACUGCGGGUUCUGCCAGCAGCGAAAUAAUUCGGACCUCUCACCCGACGAGCUCUCAAGUGCUUUCCGAAGGUGAUCACGAGAGUUCCAAGGUAUAUGGGGGAACAUCGGGCUUGCCUACAUCAGUUUAUGAGCCCGCACUCACGACGACUAGCCUUACUGAGGCAGACCUACCACCAGUAAACCCAGCUAUUCCGACUGGCUUGCCUCGAUCCCAUGCUGUAGAUAACGGUAGUGGCCUCGGUCAUGUCACUGUUCAUCCCACAACAGGCUCAGUACCCACUACCGCAGUCAGUAUCGUUUCGCCAAAAGUCGAGGAGUCUGAGAAGGCUGUCGUUACCUCCGUGUCUUCAAGGGUCGCGUCUUCAACCGCUAGCGGCUCGCCAGGUGAGGGCCCUGCGUACUUCACUUCUCGAACGACAGAUAGUGCGAGCGCUACGCCAACGGGUGUCAUCCCUGAGGUGUCGACCGUUUCUCUACCUCCAACCACAGCAGUUUUGGCGAUCUCUACGCAAUCGAUUCAUCAGGAUGGAACUGCAUAUGCGACAAUUCAACAGAGUGUAACAGUUGGGGCCACAUCUACAACUACAUCUGGAACCCUCGCUUCUGUUUCCUCCCCUUCCCAUGUCGUAGACGACGAAAGUCUCGUCUAUGUCACCAUCCAUUCGACCAGAACGCUAGGUGCUCCUCUUGCCCCUCUAUCCACACCAGUGGCUUCCGUUUCAUCUGGCGUUGAACUACCCACAAUUACUCCUCCUCUAGCUUCAAGUUCUGUGUCUCCAACGCCUAAUCCAGAGAAGGAAAGUGUAUACGCCACUGCCGAAGCACCUACGACUACGGGUUCAUCUUUUACGGCGUCUGUCACCGUCACCCCCUCUACUGGCACUACCACUGCGGGAGAAGCAGAGGGUCCUGCGUACGUUACUGUCCAACAACCAUCUACAGCAAGCAAGACGAUCGUAGCCGAAAACACUGGUGAUGCAAAUGACAUUCCUGUGUUUCCACCAACGUCGACGCCCAGGACUUCAGCACUUCCGUACGUCUCGGCCGGAACUGCAAGCGGGUCUUCCGUGACUGUCACAGAGCACAUCGAAUCUGCCAAACUUGCCAUGACAUCGGUUGGAACGACACCCAUUGCAAGUGCAACUUCCGCUAGUCACAUUCUCUCUACCAAGAAAGAGAGGUUCACUACCAUCCGAUACGCAGGGAUCCGGACGUCUACUCCCACCGCCUCCGCGCCGUAUGGGAGUACCUCCAUUGCUAUCACGGCUGCGCCUGCGGAAUCGACGGGUACGAAGACGACGGUAAACACCGGCGAUCCAGACGAUAUUCCAGUCUUGCGGACGUUUGCAUCCACUAUUCCGACACCUCCGUAUGCAUUAGCAAGUGCCACGGGAACUGGUACAAUAGCGCAAGUUGAAUCUGCCGCUGUGAACCCAGCAGCGUCAUUUGAAACAACAGCUACUGAAAACGUCACUUCGUCCAUGAAGCCUGCCACCGGUGAUCGUACCAUCGCGUCAUCAGAGCUACUUGGGGGCGCAUCGACAUUUACAAGUACUAUUAUAGUCAUCCCCCCAUCCAGAUCCACAGGAACCAAGACGAUCGUGACUGACACCACAGACGAUUCAGACGAUAUUCCCGUCCUACCUGCAGCGUCGACGCCCUCUAUCUCAACUACAUCUGCUUCAUUCCCUGAGUUGGGAACCGGGCUUUCUACGACGGGGCGAGUAGAAACGAUAGGAUCUGUCGCGUUGAAGACGACGACGUCAGCUGGAUCGACGCCUACUCAAAAAUCGCCUGGGAUAGUAGGGCCCACCUACGUGUAUCAUGCUAUUACGACCACUCCCGCUACUUCUUUCUUGUCGUCAGGGCUCCCAGCAAGCCCAUCAGCAUAUACGAGUACCUACGCCACCGCUCCAACAACGCAGCCUACGGGAAACAAGACGAUUGCAGCAGAAGGUGCCGGAGACUCGGAUGAUAUUCCAGUCCUACCACAUCUGACAACUCCCACUGCGUCUCCCACUGCUUCACUAGCAGAACCCGCAACAACAACGACCCCCAUAGCUCAAAAUGUGGAUGAUUCGAAUGAUGUUCCGGUCUUACCACACACAUCAAGUCCUACCGUGUCACCUCUCAGCCAUCCAGUACGCGUCGUCCCGGUCUCCUAUACCUCCCCUGUAGAGACUGCGUCCCCCUAUGCUUCAGCGCCUACUAUCAGUGUGACACAUGCUUCCCUCAUCACAGAGACCGUGUCUUUGGCUGCCCACCCCGCAUCUUCUGCUGCCUCAUCGCCUGAGGUAAUCUCUGUCACGGCUACCACUUCAUUAGCUGCAGUUGCGGUUGAAAGCGAGUCUUCGGCCGUCUCUUCCGUCUCGGAGAUUACGUCGAAAGUCAAUUCCUCUCCAGUUGCCACCAGUACGAAGGAGAAUCAAAACACUCCUGUAGUCACCACUCCUACGUACAGCUCACCGGUCUCCGCCAGUGUAGAGGGUAUUCAUCCCAUCUCUUCCACGUCAGAGAGUGCGCCCGCCACUAGCUCAUCUCCGGUUGCUGCUGGCACUAUCAAUACUCAAGUUCAGCCCAUAGUAAAAGCCUCUUCCAGCAGCCUCCAGGUGACGUACACACCAACCUUAUCGCCCAUCGCUACUGCUGAGGAGUCCCAGAGCACUUCCUCCCUUUGGGAAACAACAUCUAUCCUCAGUCCGUCUCCAACCCCUGCCACCGUAGAGCAGUUGAGUCUUCCGCCCUCCGCAGAGACGGCGUCUAUCCAGUCGAAAUUCUCCGUAUUGUUUACAGCGACGCAUGCUUCAUCGCCGCGCGCUGCCGCUAUUACCACGUCAUCGCUUCUGGAGGCUGCCUCUACUCCCGUCUCCUCUUCAACUGCCCCCACCACGAGGAGUAGCACGGCGGCUGUCCCUUAUUACACCCAAAGCACACCAGAGAGUGCGCCCGUCUCUGCUUCGUCCCCUACCCCCAGCAUAACUGACACUCGAGUUCUGACCACUGUAGAGGCCGCCCCCAGCACUCCGGUGGCAUCCACAUCGGGAUCUACCUUAAUACCUAUCAAUACUACUAAGGUGUCCCAGAGCACGUCCUCCCCCAUACAGACGGCGUCUACUCCUAGCUCAUCGUCAGCUCUUGCCGCUACAGAGCAUUCGGAUCCCGUAGAGACUGUGUCUACUCCGUCAGUAUCGGCAUCUUCGGUACUGACUUCCGCGACGCCUAUUCCACCGCCCGAUGCUGCUUCUGUGGCCGUGCCAUCACUUCUAGAAACUGGAUCUAUUCCCGUCUCUUCUCCAGCUUCCGCCACCACGGAGAGUAGUCUUCACGCAUCUUCUGCUGUGGCCACCCCUUUGUAUAGCCGACCGCUCGCCUCAAGCGCAAGCUCGGGAGCCAUCAGCCCUACACCGUCUACGUCCGAGGUUGUGUCUACCCCCAGUUCGUCCCACAUCCCCGCGGCCAUCAAGGACACUCAAUUGCCACCCGUUACAGAGACCGCCACCCUAAGCGUGCAGUCUACACCCCUUGUAGCAGGGUCGACAGAACCCGCUUCUUCGCCUGCUACUGCUACCCGAAAGGAGUCCCAGACCACACCCUCCGUCCUAGAGACGGCGUCUCUCUCCACUUCAUCUGUGGUGCCUACCGCUACCGCCGUCGAGGGUAAACAGAGCGCGCCUUUCGGAAGUGCCUCUCCCGCUCCUAGUGCACCGUUCACCUACAGCGCGGAAGGGAUACGUCUGACAUCCUCCGUUCCAGAAGCUGCGGCUGCCCCUUGUUCAUCCCAUAGCGUUGUUACCAAGGACUCUCAAUCGCCGCCCCCCGUAGAGGUCACCAGCUACGUGACACAUACCCCAACACCUACCUCAUCGCUUGUUGAUGCUACCAAGGAUCAUCAGACUGGCUCGUCCUUCCCAGAGACCGCGUCUACUCCUACUUCUUCAUCAAUCAUUACCAACGUGAGCCUUAGUUCAGUGCAUCUGGCCUCCGUGCAGACUACGCCCAUCCAGUCAACAUCCUCCGGGUUAGUCACCGCAAUACCUGUGGCUGCUACUCCAAUCUCGACAUCCCCCGAGGCCAUCUCUUCUCCCGCCCCCGCCCCAGCGGCUGCAAGCUUCAAGGACCGUCUUGCAUCUCCCGUAUCUACCCAUGCUUCGGUUCCUACUGAAGCGACCGUGAAGGAUACAAGCAGCCCUAUUGCGACGGACGCACAACCGACCCUCGCAGUGCUCACCACGCCCACACCCUCCGUCACGACGCGCUCAGACGCGACCCCUGCCCCUACACAUACCCACCACCAUAAUCAUCACGACGAUGAGGAAGAGGAAAUAGUCUACGUCACGAUUGUUACGACGACCACAGUAACCGAACCAGUCUGCACAACGACAACUUACCCGACGGCGACUGUGACGCAGACGGUAGUGACCCGCCCCGGACUUGAAGUUGUUCAGCCCACAGGGCUUCCAUUAGCCUAA